Molecule: messenger RNA, 1550 nt
Organism: Phaethon lepturus (White-tailed tropicbird)
Lineage: Eukaryota; Metazoa; Chordata; Aves; Phaethontiformes; Phaethontidae
Gene: CDR2
Product: cerebellar degeneration-related protein 2, 62kDa
Exons: 4
Coding region: 1-1311 (436 amino acids)
Source: RefSeq, a predicted model, not a curated record
AUGAUUUCUUGUUUAGAUCUUCACCUUGCUGCUGAGCUUGGGAAGACACUACUGGACCGUAACACUGAACUAGAAGAAUCUUUACAGCAAAUGUAUGCGACAAAUCAAGAGCAACUGCAGGAGAUAGAGUACCUCACAAAGCAAGUGGAGCUCUUGCGUCAGAUGAAUGAUCAGCAUGCAAAAGUCUACGAACAGCUGGAUGUGACAGCAAGGGAACUAGAAGACACUAAUCAAAAGCUAGUUGCAGAGAGUAGAGCUUCACAACAAAAGAUAUUAAGCUUGACAGACACUAUUGAAAAUCUACAAACACACAUAGAUGACCUGCAACGACAAGUAGAAGAAUUGAAAAAGUCUGGACGAGGCCGGAUGAGCCAUGAAAGAUCUGACCAGCCAAGAUCAAUGCAUAGCUUCUCCUGUUUGAAGGAGCUGUAUGACCUUCGCCAGUAUUUUGUUUAUGAUCAUGUGUUUGCAGAAAAGAUUACUUCGAUGGAUAGUCAGCUAAGUCCUCUAGAAGAAGAAAAUGAGAACUUAAAAAAGGCAGUUACAGUUCUGCAAGCCCAACUUAACCUAGAAAAAGAGAAGAGGGUAACAAUGGAAGAGGAAUAUAGUCUUAUGGUAAAAGAAAACUGUGACCUUGAACAGAGGCUUGUUGAUGUAGACUUGUAUCGGGCUCGUGCAGAGGAGUUGGAAGUGGAAGUAGCUGAAAUGCGACAAAUACUACAGUCUGAAAACACAUUCCAUAAUGCAGAGAAAUUGGUGCCAGAAUCCUUUUUCAUUUCAUUCAAGGAGUCUUUAGAAAGGGAGCUUGGUCAGAGCCCAGCAGAUGAUGGACUUCCGACUGUAUCAGAGCUUGAGAAGAAGGCACUGAAACGGAGCAGCAGUGAAACCUUCCUAAGCAGUGCUGCAGGGGGAGACAUUCUAAGGGGCCAUGAAGAAACAUGUAUCAGGAGAGCUGAAGCUGUGAAGCAGCGAGGCAUCUCUGUACUUAAUGAAGUUGAUGCUCAGUAUAAUGCUUUGAAAGUGAAGUAUGAGGAACUUUUGAAGAAGUGUCAAAUGGAUGAAGAUUCUUUGAAACACAAGGCUGUACAAACACUGAAGCAGUAUUCCAAAGACCUAAAUGUGGGGAAUACCCAGUAUGAUCUUUCAGCUAGCAAUCAAGAAUUCACAAAUGUGGAGCUAAGUGACUCUCCCACAAAUGCUCUUCCUGAAUAUAAAGCGCUCUUCAAGGAAAUUUUUAGCUGUAUCAGAAAAACAAAGGAAGAAAUAGAUGAACACAGAGCUAAGUACAAGUCCCUCUCUUCUCAGCCGUAACAUUGAACAUGCUGAUGACCCAUUUUCUGUCGAUGACUAAUCUGUUAGUCAAGAAGGGGAAAAACAUUAUACAAAUGUCAGAAGACCCCUUAUACUGAUGUGUUUCUUGAGCACUCAGAAUGAAUGUUUUGAAUUGGCUUGUAGACCUGUAGUUAACAAGCUAGUUAGUUAACAGCUAGUUUCCCUGUACCUAUGUAGCAAUAGAUUUAAUGUCGUUUAGUGCUGUCACACAAACUCAU